AUGCAGCACCGACCGGAAACCAAAUAUUAUUAUAUGGGUUAUUACAUUAGCACUUGUCCGAAAAUGCGCUAUAAAGGAUCAUUCCGACCGAGCGAAUUGCUGUGCGAUCGGACUUUUCAAUGGGUGCCUCUGGAUGUUUGUGAUCGGAUGUUGCAGGAUAAUGACAAUAAAUUCACCGUGUUCUUACCGAAUUUACCGCCAGCUGUGAUGCAAACACGGGAUCAACUGAUCUUGUUAAUUGAUGGAAAAGUUGAUUCUUGCUGUAUGCUGACAUCGAGCCGAAAUGAUGCCAUCUCUUCAUGA
Ostertagia ostertagi is the source of this 303-nucleotide messenger RNA. NCBI's taxonomy places the organism in Eukaryota, Metazoa, Nematoda, Chromadorea, Rhabditida, Trichostrongylidae. The record is from the annotation of a GenBank genome assembly.